Cotesia congregata is the source of this 3180-nucleotide messenger RNA. The record is from the annotation of a GenBank genome assembly. Lineage: Eukaryota; Metazoa; Arthropoda; Insecta; Hymenoptera; Braconidae.
AUGAAUCGGCAUUCCAUUGAUCAAUCGGUUGUUUGGUUCAAAAGACACAGACGUUAUUUAUGUCUAUCCGGUAGUGGAACAUCGGCACUUGGAGAGCACAGAAUUUUUACCAUAAAUCCUACCAAUAAUCCAGCAGACACUAUUUUUCAGAACAAUCAAAUUAAAUCAAGCAAGUAUACAGUAUGGAAUUUUCUUCCAAAAAAUUUGUUCGAGCAGUUUCGGCGAAUAGCAAAUUUUUAUUUUCUACUGUCAGCUAUUAUAGCGAUGUCUAACGAGUCUCUGGCGGCGUCAAUAACAACACUACUCCCCCUGGUGUUUGUAAUAUUUGUGACAGCUUGCAAGCAAGGUUAUGAAGACUUCCUGAGGCAUCAAUCUGAUUAUCGCGUAAAUGGUACUUCUGUUACUGUCAUACGCAAUAAAUGUAUGCAAGUUAUAAGAUGUGAGCAAAUAGUCGUAGGAGACUUAGUAAGAGUGUCCAGAGAUCAAGAUUUACCCUGUGACAUUAUUUUACUUUAUAGUAGUGAAUUAAACGGGUCUUGUUAUGUAACUACAUCUAAUCUUGACGGUGAAUCUAAUUUAAAGACUUUGCAAGUGCUGAAGGUAACUUUGAAUAAAUCAAUAGAAGAAAUAGUCAGCAUGGAGUGUCUAGUCACCUGUCAGCAUCCUCAAUCAAACCUCUACGAGUUCCACGGCAAAAUCGAAGUAAAGUUCUCCGAGAAUAACCUGGCUUCGGGGUUCAUUUCAAUUGACAAUGUACUGCUGCGAGGGUCGCGUCUCAGAGAUACCGAGUUUAUUAUCGGCGCUGCUGUGUACUCUGGAUCUGAUACCAAACUCUCUAAAAAUUCCAAACAAACUCCAAAUAAAUUCUCAACAGUCGAGAAGAGUAUUAAUUUGUACCUGGUAUUUUUUAUAUUUGUAUUGAUAUUAGAAAUAACUAUUUCUACGGUAUUGAAGCAAUUGAGUGAUUAUGAUCAUCAGGGGCAUCAUUAUUUGAAUAUUAACAGUACAACUAGUUUCUUUAAAGUUGUUAGAGAUUUUUUAUCAUUUACAAUUCUUUACAAUUACAUUGUGCCUAUAUCUCUUUACGUCACCGUUGAACUACAAAAAUUUCUGGGUUCAUUAUUUUUCCACUGGGACCUUGAAAUGUACGACGAGCGCAAUAACCAACCAGCAGUAGUGAACACAUCAGACUUGAACGAAGACCUGGGACAGAUCGAGUACUUGUUAACUGACAAAACGGGAACUUUAACAGAAAACCUGAUGGUGUUCCGUCGCUGCAGUAUCAACGGAACGAUGUACAUAGAAAAAGACUGCAAUGGAAAAAUUUACGAACUUCCGUUGAACGGAAACGAGCAUGAAGCUACAAAAGUAGUGACCUGGCCGCCAGAAAUUUGGCACUUCAUGAUCGCGUUGUCGCUCUGUCAUUCAGUCCAUGUCGCUCCUCCGAUUAUCAUGGACGGUGUCGUAGCGCGACGUACUGCCUUCCGUGAGAGCUUUCGCCAGAAAACGAUCCGACGAGUCAACAGCUCGCUGCUGAUGGAUCCGAGCUUGCCUGAGUAUCAGGCUGCUUCUGCGGAUGAGAAAGCUCUCGUGGAAGCGAGCGCUAGGUGCGGAGUUAUUCUCACUAAAUAUGAAGGUGACUUGUUGGAAAUAAAAGCUGGAGAUCAGUACUUGAGUUUUACUUGCCUGGAAAUUUUAGAAUUUACUUCUGAGCGUAAAAGAAUGUCUGUUAUCGUGCAAGAUUCUGCUAAUGAACUGUGGCUCUAUUCAAAAGGCGCUGACUCGGAAAUGUUUCCGCUGAUGCAUGAAGGAAAAAUCCAAGAAACUGAGCAGCAUGUCGCUGAUUUUUCACAAAGAGGUCUUAGGACGCUGGUAGUGGGCUGCAAAAAAUUGACAGUGCAAGAAUAUGACAAGUUUAUACGCCUGGCGGAACAAGCGAGGCAAAUAAUUGGCCCAGAAAGAUCUAAACAGGUGGAAAAGGUUUAUUUGUCGGUAGAAAGAGGAAUGACUCUGCUUGGAGCCACUGGGAUUGAAGACAGUCUUCAGGAAGGUGUUGAAGAAACACUGGAAUCGCUUCGAGCUGCUAAUAUUAAAGUUUGGGUACUGACUGGUGAUAAAGCUGAAACCGCUGAAAAUAUUGCGUUUUCUUGUGGACAUUUUAAAAGUGGUACCGAAGUAUUGAGACUUAUGGGACAAUCAACAGUACAAAUUUGUUUUAUCACAUUGACGAGUUAUGAGCGAAGAAUGAAAUUAGAGCCCUAUAAACAGUAUGGAUUAAUAAUGGACGGUGUGAGCAUGGCAAUAGCUUACAAUCAUUGCCCCGAAUUAUUGAGAAUAGUCGGAAUGUCUUGCGACGCAGUGGUAUGCUGCCGUAUGUCGCCGUUGCAAAAGUCAGAAUAUUUCUUCUAUAAAAACGUUGUUUUUAUCACGCCUCAAGUUUUUUUUGGUCUGUCAAAUGGAUUUUCUUCUCAGGCAUUAUAUGACAGUGUUUUUUUGAUGGGAUUUAAUAUUGUAUUUACUUCAACGCCAGUACUUGCAUUUGGUUUACUUGCGCAAGAUUAUUCAGCUAGUAAAUUAAUUAAUUAUCCGCAGUAUUAUACUUUAAAUAAAAAAAAUAGAUUAUUAUCAAUUAAUCAAAUAAUUAUUUGGAUGUUACUGGCAUUGUGGCAUACAAGUGUAAUAUAUUUUGGAACUUAUACAUAUUUUAAUAUAAAUCCAAUAAUUUUAAGUAAUCCUACAAUGGCUGAUUUUGCAUGUUUCAAUACAUGUAUUUUUCAUCUAGUUACACUAGUCACUAAUUUAGAGUUAUUAUUUAGAAAUUUAUAUUGGACAUUUCCAUUUGUAAUGAGCGUAAUUAUAUCUGAAUUAUUUUUUUUCAUAAUUGCUACUGCGUACUCUUCAAUCAAUAUACAAUUCAGUAGUCAAAUGUUUGGAGUAUUUGUCGAAUUAAUGUCUUCUCCGACAUUCUGGUUAUUGACAAUUUUAAUUGUCCCCAUAUGCCUGAUACCAGACUUCUUAAUUGCCGUUUACGAAAGCUACAGACCUUCAAAAUUAAAUUAUCAAGAUACUCGAGAGGAAAAUAUUCAGGAUAAUUACAGUGAAUGGAGCACACCCUCAUCUGAAGAGAGACGAUACAAUUUAACGCCUUGGCGAGGCACUUUUACGUUUUCAAGCACUUAG